Messenger RNA from Betta splendens (Siamese fighting fish), 13233 nucleotides. It is a transcript of the gene wnk1b, whose product is annotated as WNK lysine deficient protein kinase 1b. NCBI's taxonomy places the organism in Eukaryota, Metazoa, Chordata, Actinopteri, Anabantiformes, Osphronemidae. Gene Ontology annotation, biological process: positive regulation of potassium ion import across plasma membrane; negative regulation of sodium ion transport; positive regulation of sodium ion transmembrane transporter activity. Gene Ontology annotation, cellular component: cytoplasm; cytosol. The transcript is spliced from 39 exons. The coding region runs from base 1199 to 9481 and encodes 2760 amino acids. The record is from RefSeq and is a predicted model, not a curated record. Gene Ontology annotation, molecular function: chloride channel inhibitor activity; potassium channel inhibitor activity; protein serine/threonine kinase activity.
CAUCGUCACGGCAGAGCUGAGCAGAGCAGAGCGCGGAGCACACGCAGCCGCCGCAGCCGCCUGUGUGACGGCUUGAAGGCGGAUAAUAACUGUGGAUCACGGCGGAUUUCUUUGCGUCGCUGCCGAGCGGAGCGCGGGGACGCGGCGCUUGCGGGAGCGGACGGGACGUGUGCGCCGCUGCUGCUGGAGGGUGUUUCAGCGCGGCUGUAGCGGAUCAGAGCCGAAGUCGGACGACAGGGAGGCGGGCAGCGAGGAGUCCCACAGCCGCCGAGCAGACUCGGGUCUCGGGUCCUCUGCCCGAUGGGAGGCGUCUGAAUGUCGGAUGCGUCUCGCCGCACGUUCCGCUCGCCGCGUCGCCGCUCGGACCUUCGUCGGGUGAAGAUUAAAGACAAGUUGCUUUUGCGAACAUCUGCUUUUUGGGGCUUUGAACAACCAACUGUGGCUUUAAUGUGACGCACUACACCGACAUCUGCGCCGCGUCGGAGCGGAGCCCACUGCGGGCUCUCCUAAUCAAGUUUUGCCUCCGUGUUUUUCACGGAGCCGCCGCCGCAGCGCACGCGGAUGAAACAGUUUUCUUCUUGUCUCCAGUCGUAGAAGCAGAAGCCGUCAACGCUGGGCCGGGCUUGGCCCCACUAGCCCUCGGUCUGGUCUCACCAGUCCCGUCAGCGACACCUUCAAGAACGCAGAAGGCUUCCGUGACUGCACACGGCCCCAUCCGCCCCUGGACCGCGCUGGUCCCAUAGAUUUCCACUCCUUCCAUGUCGUGAUGGUCGCUCUCUGGAUUUUUUCAGCAGGAUGGAUUCAGGCGUGCGUUUGACAAGUUUCAGCUCAUUGCAGCAUUUGCAAUCCCCUUCCCUUGACUGCCUUUUGUCCCCCUUUCCCUCCCAAAUCUCUAAGAGAAAGCCCCUUGGUCUCUCCUGGGGCUUUGCUGAGCCCUGUAUGGAAAGGCCUUGUAGGAACUGUUGGUGGUCUUGUUGAAACCAGUUGACAUUGCAAAGAGGCAGAAGCAUUAAUACAUUCUAAGUGACAAACUACACCACACAGUCCUGAUUUACCCAUUCUCUUUGCUUUUUUUUCCUGGAGUUUGAUCAAAGGUUGGCGAGCUUUUAAUUUGAAUUACAACCUCUUAGGUUACUACAGUAAAGGCCUUAUUUAUAGGUAGAGAUUAUUUUCUUUUUGUGGCCUCACUUUUGGAAUAAUGUCUGGAAGCAGCAGAGAGGUGAAAUUCAUCGCCCCGCCCCAGCCACCCCCCUCCGCCUCCCUCUCUCCGUCUCCCCAGACCCCCCACAAGAACGUGAACAGUUCUGCCAGCUCAGACUCGCACCUGGGGGAGAAGCUCGGCGGACAACCCGAGGUCCAUCGCAGGCGCCACACGAUGGACAGGGACUCAAAAACGGCCGAGCACCGCUUCUUCCGCCGGAGCGUCAUCUGCGACUCCAACGCCACGGCCCUGGACCUGCCCAGCAAGGCCACUGUGAUACUCACCUCACCUCCAGACUGUGAAGGCGCGCCCACCUUCUUCACGCUGCUGCCCCCGCUCCCACGAUCUGGGGUUCGAGAUGCAGAAGGUGGGGACACACAGCAAGGGUCAUAUUUGCAAAGCUUGAACCUCCAGCCUUGUCUUGUCGGAGGAGGAGCUGUGGAGGGACGCCGUAAAUCUGACGAGGAAGGUGUGGGCAGUAUUAUGGUCCCUGUUCCCUCUAGGACCAGUGUUGAGCAUAGUGUAGAUGGGGCGGUAAAGGAGCCCUGCCUGACAGUAUUGGAUGUUAAUGAGAAAGCAGUGGACAAACAGCCUGGCGCGCCAUCGAGGCCCGAAGGCUCCGAGGUCUCCCAACACGUGGCCCAGGAUGCAAAAGUGCCAGAACAGCAAGAGGCCGGAGGUGUCAGUAGUCCGACGGAGGAGAAAGAGAGGGAGACGGAGGAGGACAAGGGUCUGGCGAAAGCGAGGGCGGAGCAGAGGGAGGCGGAGAAGCGCGUGCAGGAGGAUAUCGAGGAGGCGGAGACGAAAGCUGUUGGGACCUCGCCGGACGGGCGCUUCCUGAAGUUCGACAUCGAGAUCGGGAGAGGGUCCUUCAAGACGGUUUACAAAGGCCUGGAUACGGAGACCACUGUGGAGGUGGCGUGGUGCGAGCUGCAGGAUCGUAAACUGUCCAAGUCCGAGCGUCAGCGCUUCAAAGAGGAGGCCGGGAUGUUGAAGGGUCUCCAGCAUCCUAACAUUGUCCGUUUCUACGACUCCUGGGAGGGACCGUGCAAAGGAAAGAAAUGUAUUGUUCUGGUCACGGAGCUCAUGACAUCUGGCACGCUGAAAACCUACCUGAAGCGUUUCAAGGUGAUGAAGAUCAAGGUCCUGCGCUCGUGGUGCCGGCAGAUCCUCAAAGGCCUUCACUUCCUGCACACCAGGACGCCGCCCAUCAUCCACAGGGACCUGAAGUGCGACAACAUCUUCAUCACGGGACCCACGGGCUCGGUCAAGAUAGGCGACCUGGGGCUGGCCACGCUGAAGAGGGCCUCCUUCGCCAAAAGCGUCAUCGGUACUCCAGAGUUUAUGGCUCCGGAGAUGUAUGAGGAGAAGUACGAUGAAUCCGUGGACGUGUACGCCUUUGGGAUGUGCAUGCUUGAGAUGGCUACCUCAGAGUACCCCUACUCUGAAUGUCAGAAUGCUGCCCAGAUCUACAGACGAGUCACUAGUGGAGUCAAACCUGGCAGCUUCGACAAGGUGGCCAUUCCCGAGGUGAAGGAAAUUAUAGAGGGUUGCAUCAGGACAAACAAGGACGAGAGGUAUGCCAUCAAGACCCUGUUGAACCAUGCAUUCUUCCAGGAGGAGACAGGGGUCAGGGUUGAGCUGGCAGAGGAGGAUGAUGGGGAAAUGAUCGCCAUCAAACUGUGGCUCAGGAUAGAAGACGUGAAGAAACUUAAAGGCAAAUAUAAAGACAACGAAGCCAUUGAGUUUUCCUUUGACCUAAACAAGGAUUUUCCUGAAGAUGUGGCCCAGGAAAUGGUUGAGUCUGGCUAUGUUGCUGAGGCUGACCAUAAGACCAUGGCCAAGGCCAUCAAGGACCGCGUGUCGCUGAUCCAGAGGAAGAGAGAACAAAGGCAGCUGGUACGAGAGGAGCAGGAGAAGAGGAAGCAGGAGGCGGAACAGCAGCUGCAAAGGCAGCAGCAGCAGCAGCAAGAAGCACUCAAAGCCUCACAGACGGAGGUCGAGGAGACUGAAGUGGAUCAACAGCAGCUGCACUAUCAGCAGGCCGGCAUCUCGCACGCAUCUGAAGGAGGUGCCGACAGCGGGCAGGGCUCCUCGGUUCUCUCCGCAGACUCGCCGCACCUGGGUCAGCUGACCAUGUCCUACAGCUGCCCCUCCUCCACCCAGCAGCCCCCCUAUGCCCCCACCCCCUCCGCUGCCCCGCAGCAGCACCCAGGCUACGCCCAGCCGCCGCAGCCCAUGCCUGCGCCACGCUGCCGUCGGAGUCGUAGCAUGUCUAUUUGCGUCCCUCCCUCCUCCUACUCCUUUUCCCACCCUACACCCCUGGCUGUACCCCUAAGGCCGCCCUCCACCCCACCUCCAGACCUGUGUCCGUCUUCCCGCACCACUACCUCCCCCUGCAUGUCUCAGGCAGUUGAGAGGGACACCUUUGCUGGGCGCCUGUCCAAGGCCCUGGAGACAGUCCUUCCCAUUCACCCUGCCUCCUCUGUGCCCAGGGCCAGGCAGCGGAGGGCCAGUCUGCCUGCCCUGUUCUCCAUUCCUCAGCACUCAAUGCACCCCUACAGCGGAGGAGCAGGCGCCGGAGGGAACAUGCCCCCUCCAUCACUCCCCGACCCUCCUUCUAUUUUCUUCCCCUCCAUCCCCGAGAGGCCUAUUUCCUUUUCGCCUCCACCCGCUGGCCCCCCGAAGGCCUACAACACCCAGCGGCGCAAAAGCACAUCCAUUCUCGAGGCGCACACCCGACACUUCCAGCCUGCCUACACUCGCUAUGGAAGCGGUCUGCACCCCUUUUCUGGCAUGGAAGGCGUGGAGACGCCCUCUCUGUUCAUGGUAAAUCCUGGGUUUGCAGCAGCUGCUCAGAGACUCGGUGUUGGGGAGUCACUGCAUCUCCCAGGACAGUCGGACCCAAGUAUGUACGCUUACAAAGACAUGAGAGCAGAGCACGAGGAAGCGGUGAGGAGGUUAAGUCUAAAUCAAGCCGCCUUAUUGGACCACUUUGAAGCGAUGGCAUAUGGAGGCUACCCACUGACUGCACACCAGCUGGAUCACCUGCGCUACCACCAGCAGAGGCAAGCGGCAGCUGCUGCCAGUCUGGGUUUUGACCCUGGGCCGCCUCAACCAGCAUUCCUGCACCCACACCUAAUGCAGAGAAUGAGUGCACACAGCCCAGUCCCUCCGCCCUUACCUCCCAUUAGUGCGUCCACGGGCGGAUCCGUCUCGUCUGCCUCUUCAGAUGGAGGCUAUCCCCCACAACAGCAUGCCUCCGCUUCUCCCUUCCCCAUUUCUGCACCGCCUGUGAUGGCUGACACCCCAACGCCUACUGGAAGCGUCUUCGACUUCCACUUGGCUGCGGCUGCUGCCGCUGCUGCUGGCGACCCGGGCCUCCUUGCAUCCCGACUUUACCGGGCCCGACGCAGUUCAAUGGACCUCCCUCUGGAGGACAACCCUGCGAGUGGAUCGAGUGGUUCGGGAACAUACAGCCGCCUCCAGCCGGUGACAGAGGAGCUGUACUCUUACGUCAGUCCAGAGCUCCCCUUACCACCAGGAAGUCUCCUUCUUCACCACGCGGGCGCAAAGGACAGAAGCCCAGAACCUUCUAGUGACUCCUUGGCCUCCUCUGAUGCAGGAGAGUUCCAGUCGCCUCCUCCUCCUCCGCUCCUCCCACCCACCGACUCCUCGGCCGCCCAGUUCAUCCCCCAUUCAUCCUUGGCUGCUCUGUACGAUUUAUCGGGGGGAGCUCUUUCCAUAGACCCGCAGGGACAUCCACCCUCCAUGCAGAGCUUUCUCCCUCCCACUCCAUCCUCUGAGCUUCAAGUUGGGGGGGCAUCAUCAAAUCAACUGGAGUCACUGAUGCAGAGUGCGUGGGCCCGACAAGGAGGGGUGGUACCAGCGCAGCCUGAUAUGACAUAUCAUGAGUCAUUGCUGGCCAUGCAGGCUGCUAACUCCACUCUGGUUCAGACUACGACACCCCAGCCCCCACCUGUACCCCCGCUGGUCCCUGCCCCCUCCCAGCCAGCUCCUACACCAACGACCCACCAGGCCAUUCCAUCCAGUCAGAGCACCUCGGUCCAGAGCCCUGCACACGCAGCUCUGCCACAGGCGCCAGCACAGCCAAGUGUGGCUCCGUCGACCUCUGCCAUUUCCUUGGUGACCCUCCCCUCUGUUACCGUGCCGACAGCGGCCGUGGCUUCCCCACCUUCUCCUCUUCCACCCCCUGCCAGGGUGGUACCUGCUAUUGUUUCCCCUCCUCCUUCCGUUCCCACGCCUGUGCCUCAGCCUUUGGCCACUGUGGUGCCAAUCAUCAGUGUAGUCACCGCCCCGCCUGACACUCCCAUGGAAGCCCCUCCCCAGGUACUGGCUGUGGACGGUCAAACCCACCAGUCUGCUUCUCUCUCAGAGCUGUCCCUGGCCCAACUCCAGCCGCCCCAGGUUCUCUCAGCCAUCGAAAGCGGCCACUCUGAGACUUCAGGUAUGAGUGACGGCAACGAGGGAGGAGGAGGUCGUCAUGAGGGGCGCUCUAUCAAGCGUCACCAGAGACGUUCUGUACGAAGUCGAUCACGCAAUGAGAAGACCUCCAAGGCCAAGCUUCAUGUUCUCAAUAUCUCCAACAGAGGAGACAGAGUAGCUGAGUGUCAGCUGGAGACCCACAACAGGAAGAUGGUUACCUUCAGGUUUGACCUGGACGGGGACAACCCAGAGGAGAUCGCUCAGAUCAUGGUCCAGAGUGAGUUCAUCCUGGAAAGCGAGAGGGAGUCAUUCAUAGAGCAGGUCAGGGAGGUGAUAAUGAACGCUGAUGAGAAGGGCCUGGAGAGGGACCCACAUAGCCAGAUCUCAGGGGAUAAGGAGCAUCAUAUUCCAGCUAUAUCUGCUCCCAUGACAGACAUCCCUUCCAGUGCAACUGCACAGGUUGUCCAUUCAGCAGGUCGGAGGUUCAUCGUCAGUCCUGUACCAGAAUCAAGACUCAAGGAUUACAUGUUUCCCUCCUCUCCUUCUUCCCCUGCACCUCCUGCUGAAACAAGUAAAGCGCCAUCCCAGUCUCCAGUGGGCCUGUCCCAGUCUGCAGGACCAGUCAGUUUACAGCAAGCCUUCUCUGAGCUCAGACAGAACCAGUUUGAUCCAGGACCCAGCACCGCCCCAGCCUCCAUUCACUCCACUCAUCCUCUUCAUCUCACUGGCACAGCCACUCCAAUCGCUGACCCUGCUGUUGGAUUUGUCCUUUCUAAUCUAAACCAGACACACGAGCAGGUCUUGGAUCCUCUCGGCCCCCUUUCCACAACCUCACCUCCCUCCUCGCUUCCCACUAUCUGUCUCAGCCCUCCUUGCUCCUAUUCGCCACCACCUCCCCUGGUGAAUCAGUCCAUGCUUCCGUCACAGGUACCGUCACAAGCAGGAAUGCAGUCUGUGUCCCAAUCCCAGACACAGCCGCAAAUUCAGCCCCAGAUCUUUACCCUGCCCCAGGGUCAAUCUGUCUCUGCUGCCGUUGCUACUUCAGUAGCUCCCACUUUACCACCUUCAACCAUACCGAGCAUCCCUCCAACGAUGCUCCCCUCCCCUCCUCCUGCUCAGACCUUUCCCACCGUAUCCUCCCCUCCUUCCUCCACUCUUACAGCCAGCGAGGUCUCCUCUGAUCCUCAGUUAGUCACGUCUGUCUGUUCCCCCACAACCUCACUCUCCUCCUCUGUUAUCUCCACCACUGCCAUCCCCGGCCCCCAGCUCGCUCCCUCUGCUGCCUCCCAACCGACUCCCCCUCUGUCGUUCACAUCCCCUCUGGUGGUCCAGCCAGUGACCACCAACGUUCCUUCAGUCCAACCGACCUUGGUCCAUGCCCAGCCGCAGACAGCAACCCUGCCCGGACAGACACACACGCACUGUGCAGAAUGUGAUGCAAGGUGUGAGGGAGCUGGUGAUUCUCAAGGCAAACCGGACGACAUUCAAGCUCUAGAGAUGAAGCUACGGUCUCUGUUCAUGGACCCGGGUGCCGGGGUGCCCUCCACCCAGGGGGACAGUGCGGCUGCCGACCCCGUCUCUGGGGUCUCUGUGGCAGGGACCGCGUCCCCAAUGGGCCCUGGCUGCACCUCCACCACAUCUGUCACCACGCCUGGCCCCAGCCUGCCUGCCAAUCCUCUCCAGCCUCCCUCCAGUUUACCUCUGGGGUCUCCUGCUCCAAGCCAGAGCCCUGGGACACCCAUCUCCACCCCUGCACAGACAGUCAUUCCUGCCUCAUCCUUUGGUCAGACCACUCCAUCUAAGACCCCUUUAUCCAGGGUACCGGCCAGUACUCCUCCUUCAGAGCUCCUGCCAUCCUUCACUGGAUCUUCCCUAAUACAGUCCCAGCAGCCUCUCGAGGACCUGGAUGCUCAGCUGAGGAGGGCACUGAGCCCAGAGACUGUUCCUGUCAGCACACACGUACAGGCCUCCUACAGCAGCAUACCUUCAGUAGGACAGCCAAUUCCCUUCUCUCUGGAGGAAGAAGCAAUUUCUCUGUCAGCUCUUCCUGCGGGUGGAGUUAAAGUGGAAAGAUUUCAGGUUUCUCUGGCUCGUGAAGAGGCUGCUGUCCAGCGCCCAGCCUGCAGCGAAUCUUCCUCCACCUCCUCCUCUUCUUCGACAUCCUCGUCCUCCAGCCUCUCCAGCCCGGAAAACACACUGCACAAGCACUUGCCGUCUCCUCUGAGAGCGGAAGGACGACAAGGACGAGAUGUUGUUGACGGACUCCAAAAGAGGCCUCUGGAAGCGCCCCGGCAGCCCUCCCCUCGCACCUCCCCCUCCCCCUCUCCUAAACCCACCACCACCUCCAUCGGACGCUUCAAGGUCACCACCAACCCUGAGGCCCGUGUGGGUAGAUUCACUGUCAGCCGUGCCCAGGAGCACAGCGUGGAGGCCAGGCAGACUCCCCCACCUGUCGUCCAGGCUCCUAACGGGCCCAGUGGUCCGGGGCAGCUUUCAGUUCCAGAUUCUGCACACAAAGCCUCCCUGCCGAGCCUCAACAACAACUCCUUCAAUAACUCCUACUUCAGCAGUGACAACGAUUCUGAAUUUGAGGACGAGGACUUCAAACGGGAAGUGCAACGCCUCAGAGAAAAGCACAUGCGUGAAAUUCAGGACCUACACUCCCGCCAGAAGGAGGAGAUUGAAAGCCUUUUUACUAAACUAGGGAAGGUUCCUCCAGCAGCAGCGCUCCCCCCAGUUAUAGCCCUAACUGGCAGGAGGAGAAGGCCCACCAAAAGCAAGUCUUCCAAGUCGUCCAGAACCAGCUCCAUGCACGGCAGCAAGAGUCCGUUACAGCCAGGCAGCACUUUAUCGGCCCAGAGCGUGCCGACCGUGUACCCCGGCCAGCUGGCUCUGUUGGCCCCGGGGGGACUCGCCGAUUCGGGCAGCGGCACCGCGGUCCAGAGCGUCAAGCCCUCUCCCUCCAGCGACAACCUGUGCUCGGCGUUCACCAGCGAGGCGGCGCUGUCGGUGCCCAGCUUGUGCGCUCCCACUCCAGGCUGUGCAAAGUUCAGCUGGGGUUCGGAGCGUUUGGCCUUCAAGCCUGGCGGCAGGAGGACGCGCUUUCUGAGUACGCCCUGCUUGGCUCUUUGGAAGAUGGUGAAAAAAGUCUGCCCCUGCAACCAGCUCUGUAGGACUAACAGCACAAACGCAGUGGGCGGGUCGGGCGGGCUGAGUCAGAGCCAGGGAGGGUCUCAGUGCUUGGCCUCCAGCAUGUCGGUCCCUCACCAGAGGAAGGGCACCUUCACGGACGACCUUCAUAAGCUGGUGGACAACUGGGCCAGAGACGCCAUGAACCUCUCACAGGGGAAGAGGAGCGCCAAACAGCUGCCGCAGGCCCCGGCUCAGGGGCACAGCUACGAGGUCAUCCAGUCAGCCAGCCUGGGUAGGAAGUACUCCGCUCCCAGCCAGCUGUGUCCCAGCAGUAUUGGAGGCUCCGCCCACCUCCCCACGAACGCCACCACCGCUACCUCUCUGGCUGCGCGGAAGGGCUCCCUGUGCCACCCUCCUGCCUCCUCCACUCCGUCGCAGACCCAGCCGCCCCAGUUCAUCCAAUACACUCCUUCUGCUGCCUACAGUGCACAGUGGUCUGGCCCGGCUCAUGGCCUCUCCGCCGCCCAUCAAGCUCCAGCGCAGCCUGGGCCCCUACUGGUCAGCACCUCCCAACCCCUCGGCCCCUACCCUGCCCCGCAGGGACAGGCGCCUGGGCAGGGGCCGCUGCCGGCUUUCCAUCUGGCCAGUGCUCUUCACAAGUCCGUUAGCAACCCAGGAGGACCCAACCUGAGGACCACGUAGGGCAGGGUGAUGGGGCUGUUUUGAAUCGCAGCCCGACUGGACUGCUGCGGCCUAGGGUGUUCUGUGCUGGAUCCGCCUGAGAGGAGUUUGUUGUAAAAUGAUCGGUCCUAAGGGGUAGAAAAUAAAAUAAAGAAAAAAGAGGGGAGAACAAAUCAGAAGAAUAUUUAUGAAUGCAGUUUGGUCAUUUCCACCUUCCUCUGCUUCAUCCGCGUAUGAGAAGAGGUCCCAGGCAGAAAUGCAGCCACAUAAUCUCCCUGUCUGCUGGCUUUGACUCUGGGCAGAUACUCAAGGAUAAAGAAAGACUCACGAGUGCAAUGUUUAAAGGCCAAAGAGCUUCUAACAGGGUGUGGGAUGGGUGUUAGUAACGUAUGCGAGGUGUGUGGUAUGAGUAAAUUGAGUCUUUGUGACGAAGGCCGAAGGGAAUGAAUGUGGCGUAUGCACAGGUUCCGCAUUAACAUAAAAACAACUGACAUCAUGGAAUCAGCAAAGAUGAGAUGUGUAGAGCAUUUGAGUUUCAGGGAGUGGGGUUUUCUGUGAAAAGCACACAGGAUAUUAAGAACAAACCAAAACAGGGAGGCGAAGGCCUCCCGAGACAUGUGCCACCAGUGAAGUAGAAGUAGUAGCACCGAACGGCCAAAGCGCCUGCUCACCGUCACCACUCCACCUUCUUCCUCCACCGCCCUCUUCGCCCUGUUCUCAUCUGAAGCAAUAACAGCAGAGUCCUUUCAGAGGGAAGCGGAGCUCCAACGUGUAUGAAAAGUGGCCUUGUUAUCAGAUUAAUAUCACACCCUGUACAGUCUGUCUGUUGAUUUGUUUUUCUUCAGAAUGUGAUGAUUCCAUAUCUGUUUUGUUUUGUUUUGUUUUGGGUUUCGUCUCGUUGGGUUUGUUUUUACUUUGCUGCCCCCCAGCUGGCAGUCGCACACACACACACACACACACACACACACACACACACACACACACACACACACACACACACACACACUGUGGAGGCGCAGCAGCAGCAGCAGCAGCAGCUUCACCGAAACAGACUAAUGCCUCAGUUCUUGGGGUCAUCGUUAGGCUGAUCUCACCGGUGGGUUGAAACGAUCGCAAUGCACAUUAUCACCAUUAUUAUUGUUAUUAAUGAUUAUUGUUCUAUUUAAAAAAAACAAAAACAAAGAGGUGUUCUGUCAAUGGACCUGUUGUACACGCACAUCGACGUACGAUGUGGAAACACUGUGAUUACUGUUGCUUGUUGUUAGCAAAUGUUGUUGGACAACAUAGUUUUAGGAUGAAAUGUCACAAAUCAACGGAAGCGUGCGACGAGCAGUUCAGGGUCCUUUCACUUUCAAUUCAAUGCCUCCCAAGAAUGGAUUGUCAUCAUCUUUAUAAUAAGUACAUUGUUUACUAAGCAUUUAAAAAAUGCCUUACCAUCAAUAAUCAACUGCAGUUUCAGUUUAUCUUUAAACCGUUUGAGUUGAAAGUUGAAAGCGACCUCUUGCCCGACUAGAAAGACAAACGGCAGGAUAGUUGAUGUUUAGACAGUAAAGUAAUGCUAGCUAUUUUUUUCCUAACACAGUACUUAUGUAUCAGACACUUUAAAUAUCCCUUCCUCCUCUGGUUUUGUUAGAUGAAUGUGAAUGUAUAAACCAACGGUGUCCAUUUUAAUGUACUUGAAAACAAAGUCUGUCCUCUCCCUCGCUCUGACCCGUUUCCCUGGACUCCCCUUAGAGCCUCGGUGAACCCGGGGGCCAUCACUAGUGCCUUGCGUCCUUCCUGUUGCUUCUUUGUAGCGGCUUGAGUUAAAGAAAGCACACUUGGCGGCGCCAGAGCUCGGGUCUGGUGGCGCCGGGUCAGCGAAGCGGGCCCGCUGUUGUACUGGCUGUCAUCCAUGGCUUCUGCUGUGUGCACCAAAGCUGGAGCAUGUAUUUUAAUGCAAAAGAAAAAAAAUGGAUUGAAUCGACAGAGAAACAUUGGUUCAUGCUUAUUCUGCUGCCAUUUAAGCCCAUGAGAUUGACCAUGGAAGGCUUAAAGGUUUGAUGUCAGUGUUAGUUACACGGGAGGAAGCAGCCUUUUUUUGUUUUUGCAGGGUUUUAAAUAGCAGGUGUCAUAGGGGGGGGAGUUUAGUUUUAGGGAUGGAGUUAAUUGUGUUUGAAGCUUGGAGGCUCUGACCCGGGUGCAGCAAGGAAUUAGAGGAAUGAUUCAAAUCUCGCUUUUAGCAUUCAAAAGCUUAAUCAUGGAGGCUAAUGGUUGUAGCAGCCGUCUCAGCACCAGUCCACCCGUAUGAUGGUCUUUGUGCCGGUCCAGUAAAAUACUUGUAUCCCACCCUGUUAGAAACAAGUGUGUCUAAUAAUCCAACAGCACAAUGCUUCGCUUUUAGUUUGGGGACACCUUGCUGCUACAUGUUUCAUGUUCUCACCCAUUUCAGUUUUACCUCUGCUUUUUAAAGCUGCACCAUUGGGUUAAAGUCACCGUGGUGGUGAAAACGGCAGCGCUGGUGAAAUUAGACGGCUGGAGAGACGGAAGUGAUGAUGUUGAGCGAGUUACGGUGGUUUUAGAAUCAAGGCCUUUGACACCCUGCGUUUUUAAGCAAAAUAUUACAGGUACAAUGGUUGAACUUAAACAUGGAGUUUUUAUUUGAUUUUAUGUCCUUUGCUGGGAAUUGGGGUGAAUUCACACACAACUAUUAUACUUUACAUUGUAAUGUUUGUACAAAACAUUGCUUUGCCUGUGUUUUGGUGUUCUUUUCCGUUUCUCAUCAUUAGUAACACAUUUUUACUACUUGUGGCAAGUUUGUUUGAAGCUGUGAAUAAUCCUUGAGCCACUUUUGCUUUAGUUCUGGUUGAACGCAUUCUGGCGUAACAAAGCUGCCAACUUGGUGCCAUUUGACCUUCUGUCGGUGGAGAAGGAACAUCACAAGAGAGUUCUAAAGGCAAUUCUUGAUUACUCACCUGAUGUUACUCACUCCAUUGUUAUUUAGCAAGGCUCAAGAUUCCCACAAUAAACAUUUGCUGAUUAUAUUUUGCUGUGUUUGUACUAAAUGCAGUAAUUGGUAUGAACACAGUGUCUGAGUUACAGUCCGCUCAAGCCCUGAUCUUCCAGUUGGGGUGGAGCUGUACUGGCUCUUAUUCUUUAGUUUAAAUUUGUAAUUGAGGACUUUUACUGUGAAAGGCUGGGCUGUUUUCCAGCACAUGGGGACUCUAAUUGGGAAUUGUCCAUACAAGUGGAAAGGAUCAUUUUCUCAGUUUUUAGAUCAUUAGCAGUCGACUGAGUUUUCGCCUGUUUGUGACUCGCUCACCCUUUAUGCUUCUCACCGUAGAAGUGCCCACCUGUGAAAGCGCCACCGACAGAACGCACACAAGCAGAUAACUGCAUCUCUUUGUUGUUUUGUGUAGUCCGUUGGUUCUGGAGCACAGACGCAGUCUCUCUCUGAAAGCUUAUGUUUGUUUCCUCCAAUGUAACGUUUUCGUUUUUGAAUCCAGUCUAUGUGCAGUUCUCAUGUCUCCAGCAGCACCUGACCCAACUCAGUGGGUUCAUGUUUUACAUUGUGUUGAACGCUGUACAAAACUGGUCCGAAAAAUAAACACAUCGAUAAAUGAAUGAAAGAAAAACAAACGUGUAGGCAGUCAUUGGCAGCGUUCAAGGGGAUGUUUUGCACUAAGUAUAGAGUGUUCAAGCUUCAUAUUAAAAAAAACUUUGCGCUUUGCGCCACAAUACAUUGAAAUUUGUUACUUUAUUUGUAAAAACCUAAUAAAAGUUGUUUAAAUGAA